CAACACACCCCUCUCCCUUUCAACGUCCCUCUAUUAUUGCUAGCCUACACCUAUAGCAUUUACUAAACUUCCACUUUAAUUCUCCCAUAAAUUUUGGUUUCUUGAAAAAAAAAAAAAAAAAAAACUUUCUCCCAUAAACAAAGCACUCAAAGCAAACAACAGGAGAGAGAGAGAGAGAGAGAGAGAGAGAGUGAUGGAGGUUGGCCGGAAAAUGGAAAACGAUCAUGAUAAAGCUAACAUGAAGUUCGAGGAGACGGAGCUGCGGCUAGGGUUGCCGGGUGGCGGGGGAGGAGGAGGAGGAGUGGAAGGAGAUAUUCAUGGGGUGAAGAAUAGUAAUAAUACUAAUAACAACAACGGGAAGAGAGGUUUUGAGGAAAUUGUGGAUUUGAAGCUCAACCUUUCGUCUAAGGUACCGAUUGAGAAGGUGAAGAUCAAUCCCUCCAACGAUCCGCCAAAGCCUCCGGCCAAGGCACAAGUAGUGGGUUGGCCGCCGGUCCGAUCCUUCCGUAAGAACAUACUGACCGUCCAAAAGAGCGGCGGCGACGAGGAGAAAGAGAAAUUAACUAGCGGAGUAGCAGCUUUUGUGAAGGUUAGCCUACAUGGUGCACCUUACUUGCGUAAAGUGGACUUGAAAACGUACAAGACUUACAAAGAGCUCUCUGAUGCAUUGGGCGACUUGUUUAGUUCCUUCACCGUUGGUAACUGCGGGAUGAAGGAUUUCAUGAAUGAAAGCAAACUGAUGGAUCUUUUGAGUGGUUCUGAUUUUGUUCCAACUUAUGAAGACAAGGAUGGUGAUUGGAUGCUCGUCGGCGAUGUCCCUUGGGAGAUGUUUGUUAAUUCUUGCAAGCGCCUACGCAUAAUGAAAGGAACGGAGGCCAAAGGACUCGAACCAAGGGCCAUGGGAAAAUGCAAGAACAGAGAUUGAAGCAGUAAUCAAGACCCCAGCAUGCAGCCUCCUGCUCCCUUGAUCUUUGUGAAACACAAAUCAA
This is a messenger RNA of Rhododendron vialii, 989 nucleotides long. Its product is annotated as auxin-responsive protein IAA16-like. Gene Ontology annotation, molecular function: protein binding. Gene Ontology annotation, biological process: regulation of DNA-templated transcription. Lineage: Eukaryota; Viridiplantae; Streptophyta; Magnoliopsida; Ericales; Ericaceae. The coding region runs from base 194 to 925 and encodes 243 amino acids. Gene Ontology annotation, cellular component: nucleus. The record is from RefSeq and is a predicted model, not a curated record. The transcript is spliced from 5 exons.